Messenger RNA from Arachis duranensis, 2090 nucleotides. RefSeq lists its product as uncharacterized. The transcript is spliced from 3 exons. Bases 588 to 1859 code for a protein of 423 amino acids. NCBI's taxonomy places the organism in Eukaryota, Viridiplantae, Streptophyta, Magnoliopsida, Fabales, Fabaceae. The record is from RefSeq and is a predicted model, not a curated record.
UUCUGCCCCUAACUUUCUCUCUCUAUCUCUAUUUUGUGAUUUUCUCUCUCCUCUGUAAUAAUUUAUAAAUUCUCACAUCAUACUCUCCUUUCAUCUCUCUCUCUUUUUCCUUUUCUGCGUUUUCAUUCAUUCACUCAUCUAAUCAUCUUCUUCCAUCAAUUUCUCUAUUUCAAUCUUAUUUUCUCUAAUUUCUUUUCCAUUCUCACGCAAUUCUAGGGUUUCUUUUUUCCCCUCUUUUCAUCACACAAUCGCGCAACACCCUCCCAGGUGGCAUGUGUGGGGCUUUGAAUUUCGGUUUGAUUAGGGAAGCCCCUUUUCUGUGUUCCCCCCAUUUUCCACCCAUGGGUGUGACUCUCAGAUUGGGGUCACCGUUUUUCUUUUUCUUUUUUGUUUUUCUUUUUGGUUUUCGGGAGAUUGAGAUGGUGGUUUAGCAACUGGGUUGUAUUUCUUACAGGCUUUCAGGAAAUAGUUGUUUGUGUUCAUUUAUGCUUGGUGGGGUUGAUAAUUGAGAGGGAUAGAGGCUGGGGUUUGGUUCUAUAUAUAGUAGUGUGUAGCAGUGGUUAGGAAGUUACAGAGGUUCUGUGAGGAUGACAGAUGUUCAGCCGCUACAGCAGAAGCCUGAGUCUGCCGAUGCUCAUGCUGAGUUCGAGCGUGGACUGGAGGACUUUAUGCGUGGGCAGUUGGAUGAUUGUAUGUCAUUUGCCUCCUGUAGUUCCUCCCAGGCUCAGGGGGAUGAGGAAGAUGAGGGUGAUCAGCUCGCUCGGAGGAGGCGUAGGUCUGAUCUUGAAGGGGAUGAUUUGGCGGAGUCCUCGGCUGCACAGAGGCGCCACUCGCGAAUUUUGAGUAGGUGGGCUGCCCGGCAGGCACAGGAGAUGAUAACUACUAUUGAGAGGAGGAAUCGUGAGUCUGAGUUGAUGGCGCUGGCUGGGUUGCACACGGUGUCUAUGUUGGACUCCUCUUUCUUGAGGGGAUCACAGUCCCCAACUUCUGGACAGGAGGGUGCCGUGGAGAGACCGAGCACUCAGGCAUCUGCUAUUCUGCAGAUGUGGCGCGAAUUGGAGGAUGAGCAUUUGUUGAACAGGGCUCGUGACAGGAUGAGGGAAAGGUUGAGGCAACAGAGGGGUUCUGAGUCUAAUACCAAUGGAUCCAGUACCAUGUCUGAUAGUCGAGGCAGUGAGAAUCAAGGCAGUUUGGGGGAUGCGAGUGAAAGCGAAAAUGAUUUUGGUACUUGGUCGCAUGAUCGGAUUGAAUCGCGGAAUGCACGUGGGGAUCAUCUUGUCUCAAGCAGGGAGCAAUCUCCUGAUCUUGGCGAAGUCGAGAGGGAGAGAGUUAGACAGAUUGUUCGAGGAUGGAUGGAAAGCGGUAUUGGUGAUCAUUCAUCGAAUGUGAAUCAGAGAAACAAUAAUGGUAGAGCAGAAUGGCUUGGAGAAACAGAGCGUGAGAGGGUAAGAAUUGUCAGGGAAUGGGUGCAAAUGACUAGCCAACAGAGAGGCUCACGUGGGAGCCGGAGGGAUGCUAAAGUCGAUCGAGCGCGCGAUGUGGUUGCUGAUCACGAUGAAGGCCAGCCAGAGCAUGUUCGGCGGGACAUGUUGAGGCUGCGUGGAAGACAAGCUCUAGUUGAUUUGCUUGUGAGGAUAGAGAGGGAAAGGCAAAGAGAGCUGCAGGGAUUGUUGGAGCACCGAGCUGUAUCUGAUUUUGCUCACCGCAACCGCAUUCAGUCUUUGCUCAGAGGUAGAUUCCUCCGAAAUGAAAGAACUGUUGAAGAUGAGAGACCUCCGUCUAUGGCUGCAAGUGAAUUAGUGCAGUUGAGACAACGACAUACAGUCUCUGGUAUAAGGUAUGGAAAUCAAACAACUUGAUAAUCUUUUUAAACCAGUGGGUGGGUGGCCUAUUCUGCCUAUUACUCAUCUUGGAGCUUCUGCUUUAGAAAUAAGACAAAAAUUCAAAAGGUGAUCUAGAUGUAUCUGUGUCUGCCAAGUGCUCAAGGCUUGUUAAUUUCUUUGCUAAUUGUUGAGUUUUCUUUUAGUUGUAUUUCUUAUGAUUUGCAAAAUAAAUAACUGUUAUUUAUAAUGGUUGAUUUUCAUUCAUUA